Molecule: messenger RNA, 1285 nt
Organism: Euleptes europaea (tarantolino)
Lineage: Eukaryota; Metazoa; Chordata; Lepidosauria; Squamata; Sphaerodactylidae
Gene: GOT1
Product: glutamic-oxaloacetic transaminase 1
Exons: 9
Coding region: 1-1248 (415 amino acids)
Biological process (GO): L-aspartate biosynthetic process
Cellular component (GO): cytosol
Molecular function (GO): L-aspartate:2-oxoglutarate transaminase activity; pyridoxal phosphate binding
Source: RefSeq, a predicted model, not a curated record
AUGUCUCCCGGCGUCGGGUCCGUGUUCGCCGCCGUCCCGCAGGCCGCGCCAGUCGCCGUCUUCCAGCUCACGGCGGAUUUCCGCGCCGAUGUCGACCCUCGCAAGGUCAACCUGGGAGUGGGAGCUUAUCGCACAGAGGAAGGGCAGCCUUGGGUCUUGCCAGUGGUCCGGAAAGUGGAGCAGAUGGUUGCCAGAGAUACCAGUUUAAAUCACGAGUAUCUUCCAAUCCUGGGCUUGCCGGAGUUUCGUGCCAAUUCCUCACGAAUUGCCUUAGGAGAGGACAGUCCAGCCAUCCAGGAGAACAGGGUGGGGGGUGUCCAGACCUUAGGAGGCACAGGGGCCCUGCGUAUUGGAGCAGAAUUCCUGAGACGCUGGUACAAUGGAACCAACAACACAGCAACCCCUGUCUACAUUUCUUCCCCUUCUUGGGAGAACCAUAACUCUGUCUUCACGGAUGCUGGCUUCAAGGACAUCCGAACCUAUCGUUAUUGGGAUGGUGCCAAUAGGGGUCUGGACAUCCAGGGAUUCCUGGAAGACUUGGAGAGAGCUCCAGAGUUCUCCAUUUUCAUCCUCCAUGCCUGUGCUCAUAAUCCCACCGGCACAGACCCCACCCAGGAGCAGUGGAAGCAGAUUGCUGCUGUUAUGAAGCGCCGGUUCCUGUUCCCGUUCUUCGACUCUGCCUAUCAAGGUUUUGCCUCUGGUUGCCUGGAUAGGGACGCCUGGGCUGUGCGCUAUUUUGUUUCCGAGGGCUUCGAACUUUUCUGUGCACAAUCCUUCUCCAAAAACUUUGGGCUUUACAACGAACGGGUAGGAAACCUGUCCGUUGUGGCAAAGGAUGCAGAUAAUGUGCAUCGUACCCUGUCCCAGUUGGAGAAGAUCGUCCGUACGACAUGGUCUAACCCUCCGGCGCAGGGUGCCCGCAUUGUGGCUACUACGCUUACUUCACCAGAGCUGUUUGCUGAAUGGAAAGCAAAUGUGAAGACAAUGGCAGAUCGGGUCUUGCUGAUGCGAGCUGAACUUAGGUCUCGGCUUGAGGCUCUGCGCACUCCGGGCACUUGGAACCACAUCACAGAGCAGAUUGGCAUGUUCAGCUUUACUGGGCUCAACUCUAAGCAAGUUCUGUAUCUGAUCAAGGAGAAGCACAUCUACCUAAUGGCCAGUGGCCGCAUCAACAUGUGUGGCUUGAACACCAAGAACUUGGACUAUGUUGCUAACUCCAUCCACGAAGCAGUCACAAAUAUCCAGUAAGGCGCAGCCAGAUGUUACGUGCCUGUGUGUGUAAUUU